Molecule: messenger RNA, 2799 nt
Organism: Ciona intestinalis (vase tunicate)
Lineage: Eukaryota; Metazoa; Chordata; Ascidiacea; Phlebobranchia; Cionidae
Source: RefSeq, a predicted model, not a curated record
AACUACUGCAAUUGUGUAAACUUGUACAAAGAAGAGUGUCAUAACGGAUCUGUCCACACUGAAAUAUGGAAUUAAAAACAAACAAGAUUGUUAUAGGCUAGGCUGAUACCAGUAUCUUUAAGGAGCAAAGCAUUAAACAAACAUGAGUAAUAAACAUGAUGGUUGUUAUAAAAGCAUUAAUGGAAGAUUGGGCAAACUUCAUUAUCACAGAGGCCAAAACUUUACUGAUGCACAAAAACACUGCGAGAGAGUGGAUAAUUCACAACUUGCCGUUAUGAAGGACAAUGCUACAAUAUAUGACGUGGUUGCUUCCCUGGAAAGUUAUCCUGAAAAUAGAAAGUGUAUUGAGAGAGAUUUCUGGAUAGGUUUGCACAAAGAAAAUGACAAAUACAAAUGGUUAGAUGGUGGUGUGUGGGAUCAAACCAUUACACCCGUUGAUAAUAGUUAUCCUGGAAACUGUGUUCAACUGUAUUGGGUUAGAGGAAUGAAACCACGGUGGUCCCAAGAAAACUGUUCCAGUCUAUCAGCUUUCUUGUGUUAUACUUCAUUAACAGAUGAGCCACUUUCAACAACAACAGUGACCACCUUCUCGACACUCCGCAUGACCACCAGCUCAACAACGCACAUUACCACCAGCUCGACACCGCACAUGACCACCAGCCCGACACCGCGCAUGACCACCAGCUUAACACCCUGCAUGACCACCAGCUCAACACUGCGCAUGACCACCAGCUCGACACCCCGCAUGACCACCAGCUCGACACCCCGCAUGACCACCAGGUCGACACCACGCAUGACCACCAGCUUAACACCCCGCAUGACCACCAGCUCGACACCGCGCAUGACCACCAGCUCGACAACGCGCAUGACCACCAGCUCAGCAACGCGCAUGACCACCAGCUUGACACCCCCCAUGACCACCAGCUCAACACCGCGCAUAUACAGUAAUUCAAGCUUAUUAUCCGAAUCCACCGCUACAGCAGCCUCACCCCAAUCUGUAUCUCCAGUGCUGAUCGGGGCAAUUGCAGGAGGAGUUUUCGCGCUAUUGCUCGCACUUAUUCUUGUGAUGUAUUUCUGCAGAAAACGCAAACAGAGAAAUCAAAACCUCAGCCCUGCCCAAAAUCCUGAAGUCAACAUGAGUUUGAACUUCAACCCAAUGUAUGAAGAAUCUGCACAGGAAAAAAUCAAUCCGAUAUACAACAUGGACAUCGAACUUCGCCUUCAGCCUGAAGAUGCUUCAUUAAACUUGAAUCCUCAAGCGUGUGGUUCUAAUGAUGUCAUUCCUGUAAAUGGUGAUGUCACACCUGAUCAGAAUAUUAACAUGAACCCAUCUCCGAAAAAUGAAGUCUCAUUCACCCCGGAUGUACCUUACGCCAAAGUGAACAAAAAGAAAUAAACCAAGGAUGCCAGCAGCAGUAUCAACUAAACUAAAAGAACUAACUGUGGAUGUGCUAUAUUCAAUUUCAGCUACAUUACUGUUAAGCUUAGUAAUUUUUGGUUUUAGUGCUUUUAGUGGCUCACAAAGUCUUUUGACUGUAAAAGUUAAUUAUUUUAUGUAUAUAGGCUUAAAAGUAUUUGUCUAAAUUGUAAUUUUUUCUGAAUGGUCGUCUAAGUUUUAUUUCUUGGUUACGUUUGUUUCACUGCUAUACAGUAGGGCUUAGUUUUUAUGUUAACCUUAAGUUUACAAGGAAGUAAAACGAUUAAAGUCUAUUACAACAUUUAUUGUUCACCGAUAGCUAUUUAUAAUAACCGAAACUAAAUUUGCAACGGUAUUAGAAACAAUGGCCUUAUUGCUUUUAGCAUGACGUGAUACUGUAUUGUUCACUUUCAAAAAUUCCCCAGAACUUUUUUUGUAACCCUUUUCCGAAAAUUCCCUUUUUUUACAAACUUUUUCUUUUUUGUUCUAUAUGUCACAAUUCUUAGCUUGUAAAUCUGUGACAGUAUAUAUACUGUGUUGUUCUUUGUAGUUCGCUCGUCUCAUAGAAGAUGACAAACAAUGAAAAGCAAGAAGAGGCUUGUUAUGCAAGUAAUAAUGGAAAAUUAGGCCAAGUUUAUUUCCACAGGCAACAGUUAAACUUUACUGAUGCACAAAAACACUGCGAGAGAGUGGAUAAUUCACAACUGGCCAUCAUGAAGGACAAUGCUACAAUAUAUGACGUGGUUGCUUCUCUGAAAAGUUUCGUGCAGCAUAAUAUUACAGAUAGAUGUUAUGACCGAUACUUCUGGAUAGGUUUAAGCAAAAAAGGUGACAAAUACAAAUGGUUGGAUGGUGGUGUGUGGGUUAGAAUCAAUCAACUACAAUGGUUGAAAACAGUCAUCCUGGUAAUCCUGGAAACUGUGUAUCACUGUUGUGAAUUAGAGAAUCCAAAUCACGCUGGAUUCCACAAAACUGUUCAACUCCAAUAACUUUCUUGUGUUACCCUCCGUACCCAACUAAUGUGAUCACCACACCCAGCAGCUCGAACAUGCAAACAAACAUGACUGCGCCAUUUAUUACACCAGUGAUAAAAUUGCCUUAGGAAUGUUCGCGCUUCUACUCUUACUUAUCUUUUUGGUGUGUACCUACAGAAGCUGGGUUCUCAGAAUGGACAGGUCUGACCCCCAAUAUAUCAAUAUUGAACCACCCAAUGACUAUUAUGAAACAUGGUAUUCGCACCCCAUAUAUAUAUGAUACAAUCAACUGGUAAUAUAAUAAUGUUGCUGCUACCUGGUACUUUAAAACAUUUUAUUUUGCAACAAAAACUAUGACCUAUUGUUAACCAGAAAAAGCUACCACUUUAAAAUUAUCCAGAAAAGCGA